This is a messenger RNA of Monoraphidium neglectum, 792 nucleotides long. RefSeq lists its product as hypothetical. The coding region runs from base 1 to 792 and encodes 263 amino acids. NCBI's taxonomy places the organism in Eukaryota, Viridiplantae, Chlorophyta, Chlorophyceae, Sphaeropleales, Selenastraceae. The record is from RefSeq and is a predicted model, not a curated record. The transcript is spliced from 5 exons.
AUGCAGGCGAUAGAGGAGGCGCGGGCGCUGCUGAUGGAGGGCGCCGUCCACCGCGACACAUACGUGCCCGCGGCGCCAGCGGGCUCGGAUGAGCAGCAGCAGCAGCAGCAGCAGCAGCAGCAGCAGCAGCAGCAGCAGCAGCAGCAGCAGCGACGGCAGUUGCAGCAGCCGGCGCUGCUGCCGCAGAUCAUGCCGUCCAGGGAGGAUGCGCAGCGGCGGUCGGGGCGGCACCUGGCGAAGUUUGUGCGGCAGGCGGCGCUGGAGCCGGAGGCUGCGUACAACAAGCUGAUGGACCAGUCGUGCAAGAGGGUCCUGGGGGUCUGGCGCCACAACAGCCGCGCGGUGGAGGGGCAGCGGCUGAUCCGCCUCCCCGCAGACCGCCCCGCCCCCAAGCCUGCGCCCGCGGCCGCCGCCGCCGCCGCGCCCGCGCCCUCCGCCGCGCCGAGCGGCCUGCGGGCGUUCGCGGGCGCGGCGGCGGCGCGGCGGAAGCAGCAGCAGCAGGCGCGGCGUCCCGCCAGCCUGCCUGUGACAGCGGCCGCUGCGGCGGCGGACGGCGGGCCGCGCGCGCCUCUGAGCAGCGACGACGAGGAUGACGAGUUGCCGCUCGCGCAGGCGAUGGGCAUCGCGCGGCGCGCGACGUGGCCCGCGGCCGCGGCGGCGGCGGCGGAGGAGGAGGCAGAGGCGGCUGGCACGGGAGGAGCGGGGCCGAUGGACCUGGGCGGAGGGCCAGGCGAGGCUGGCAGCAGUGACGAUGUUGCAGCGGCCCCCGCGGCGGGCGGCCGCGCUCCCUAA